This is a messenger RNA of Suillus subaureus, 985 nucleotides long. RefSeq lists its product as uncharacterized. NCBI's taxonomy places the organism in Eukaryota, Fungi, Basidiomycota, Agaricomycetes, Boletales, Suillaceae. The transcript has 2 exons. Bases 180 to 815 code for a protein of 211 amino acids. The record is from RefSeq and is a predicted model, not a curated record.
AUUUUUCGGAGGGUCGUUGACUGCAACAGUGACGGUUGGACAUGACAAGGAUUCGCCACUCACUACGAUCCCUAUUUUUCGGAGGGUCGUUGACUGUAACAGUAACCCGCUGCACUCGGCGAUUCAACAGUAUAAAGUGAGGUAUGUAGACUCUCAAUACCAUUUAUUCCAUCAUCAUCAUGGUUAAUCAGUCUACUGUCAAUGACACGGCCUCGCUCGCUGAGUCCACCUCAACAUGUUUAAAUAUAUCGUCAUCUCCGCAGCCCAUAGUGGACAAUGUUGCAAAACGUGUCAAGCUUAUCCUUGCACAGGCCACAGCAACCCCCUCUGAGUUGCACUCCGCUGCUCCGGAAGUAAUUGAUGUUGAUGUUGAUGUUGAUGAAAAUGAUGUGGCACCUCCUGCCGCCGAACAGGAUGACGAAGCUGAUCUAAAUACUCUCAAGAAAACAUGGCGUUCAGCAGUCUAUUCGUUUUUUAAGCUUGACGCUGUGGCUGUCCAGUAUCACGAUGGACGUCUAGUUCAUUUCUUCCCUUGCGGGGCACACAAGUGCAAACUCCCUUCCGGAGGUGUCCGCCGCUUCCAGGACUCCGGGGACAAGUCAUCGACUACGAAUCUAAGGCAUCACACCAAUGGCCGUUGGGGCAAAGAGGCAGUUGAUCUUGCAUUUAGUGGCGGAAAGGUACAGGCCACGAGCGGAUCAGUUUUCUCUGAAUCUCGUCCGAGAAGAGUACAUAGAUCGUUACAAAGACCAGGUCUCACCUUCAACUCCAGCUGCACAUGUCUCGGUAGAAGACAAGGUACGACAAUGUGCUGAUGACUUUGGUGACAUAUUUCUUGGCACAGCAGCAUCUCUAGUAGAUGAGCUUGACGACUAUUUGAGGCAACCAGUAGAGAAUACCAAAGUCCCACUGCAAUGGUGGGUCCAUAAUCAAAAGACGUAUCCGAAUUUGCACCGGAUGGCACUUGAUUACCUUAGCAUUCCUG